AUGAUCCCGGUUCUGGUCGAGUCUUUUGACCCCCUCCCGAGGCAUGUUUGUCUUUCACUGCCAGCGUCCGCCACCGCCAGGGACGUCUUGCAAGGAUUCAGCAAUGCUUUGGCAAAGCAGUCGUCGACGACGUUCUCUUUGAUCCACCAGGGCCGCAGACUAGCCGAUUCGUCUAGGUUGUCUGGUCUUAACUCGAGCGAUGAUAGGUUUCCUGUGGUGCUGCAGCUGCGCGCGCUGCUGCCCGGUGGCAAAGGUGGAUUUGGAACCCUGCUUCGUUCACAAGGUGGUAAAAUGUCCGCAGGAGCACGCAACUCGAACAAAGAUGCAUGUCGCGAUCUGAAUGGACGUCGACUGGGUGUGCUCAAGGAGGCCAAAAAGCUGGCCGAAUACCUCGAAGGUGAAUCGGAACGAAAACGUCAGAUGGACGAAGCGCAGAAAAUCAAGUAUGCCAAACUGGAAAAGAUGCUGGGUCGAGCACCUCGCAGCGAAAGGGAUCUCACCGAGGCUGCCGAAAGGAUGGCAGAUGCAGGACAGGUGUUUGACGAGCAAGGCGCCAGCCCUGAAGCUGAAGCAGAAGCAGAAGCAGAAGCUGAAGCAGGUCCUAGCCGUCGCGUUGACUCUUCCGCCCUUCAAGCCAGCCAAAUGUCACAGCGCAAGAACGCCACCAGCAUUGAGACUUCUUCUGCUGCUGGAAACAAACGCAAGGAACGUAUCGAAGACUCGCAGUACAUUGAACAAAGUCGUGAGAUCGUCGAAAACGUUCGCUCCGCCGUCGCAUUGGCCAUGAUGAAGAAGAAAAAGAAGCUCAACAAGUCCAAGUCCAAACCCAAACCCACGUCCUCGUCAUCAACAUCCGGCUCCUCGGUUGCUGCGUCUACCUAG
Molecule: messenger RNA, 882 nt
Organism: Mycosarcoma maydis (corn smut)
Lineage: Eukaryota; Fungi; Basidiomycota; Ustilaginomycetes; Ustilaginales
Exons: 1
Coding region: 1-882 (293 amino acids)
Cellular component (GO): nucleus
Source: RefSeq, a predicted model, not a curated record